This is a messenger RNA of Aspergillus ruber CBS 135680, 905 nucleotides long. RefSeq lists its product as uncharacterized. Bases 114 to 905 code for a protein of 263 amino acids. The transcript is spliced from 4 exons. The record is from RefSeq and is a predicted model, not a curated record. NCBI's taxonomy places the organism in Eukaryota, Fungi, Ascomycota, Eurotiomycetes, Eurotiales, Aspergillaceae.
AACAAACCACGUUCAAUCAAAAUUUUUGGAUAAUAAAACCUGAUCUCAUGCAACGCUAACAUACCCAAUCGAUUCGCUUGCCUUGAAUCAUAUUCAAUAUCUUAAAAAUCGUCAUGUAUCCUCGUUGGAAUUACAAUUUUACUGAUCGAAAUCGGCAUAUCAAAAAGAGACCAGUUAAAUUCGAGAAGCAGCUCACUGAGGUGCUGUUCUCUUCAUAUGCACAGCGACAUGUCUUGACUUUGGCACGCUAUCUCGACACUGAUGAACCGAUUAUGGUCAAGAUUCGCUAUGGGCUAAACCCAAAGGAUUUCGAACUCAUCGAACAUGUCGAAGGAACACGAAAAAUCACCUCCAGUCAUUUUCUCCACGAAAUGGAUGUCCUUGACGCCCUUUCGGAGGCCGGCUAUGGCCCAGACUAUAUCGACUGUGCUACUCAGCCUGCGGGCCUGACGCUUCCAUAUCCUCAGGGUGAAGUGGAUGUCCUUGUCAUGUCACGAGUUCCAGGGGAAAGGCUUGGAGAGAUAUCUGACGGCUUAUCUGAGGCCCAACUUGAAAGCAUUCGUUGCCAGCUUACCGAGAUACUAGAGUACUUGCGACAGGAAGGGUAUGUCCUGUUCCAACAGGACCCCAACUUUCUCCAAUACGAUGUCAAAAAUGAUAAGCUCUACCUCGUGGACCUCACUUUCAUCGACAUAAUCGACCCCAUCUACGAACGCAACAUGAAGCAAAUCAAGCCCGAUAGCAUGUGGGUUCUGGAAUUCGGGUUGUGGACCGAAGAGCUGAUAAAGCGCAAUUUACAACCCAAGCGUCUUCUGCAACCAGAAAACCAGAAGCAUGAUGGUAACCUUGAUCCUGGAAAAAGACUACGGCGAACCUCCGGCGAGCCCUCUGAACGAUCUCCGUAA